Lentinula edodes (shiitake mushroom) is the source of this 1908-nucleotide messenger RNA. RefSeq lists its product as uncharacterized. Bases 1 to 1908 code for a protein of 635 amino acids. The transcript is spliced from 3 exons. The record is from RefSeq and is a predicted model, not a curated record. NCBI's taxonomy places the organism in Eukaryota, Fungi, Basidiomycota, Agaricomycetes, Agaricales, Omphalotaceae.
AUGUUCGGCGAAGAUGAAUCUGAAAGCCCCAGGGUACCUAGUCCUUGGGAGUCAAUUAUAGAGUUGUCUAGGAUUGGCACACCUGUGGAGGGCCGAGGGCCUUCUCCAUUGACCAACGAGAUGGAUACAUACUGUCACUCCUUGAAUUCCCCCGCCAGUAUUCUUCCUUCUCUCCCGCCUGAAAACGAUAACGGCUCGAUUGAAUACAAACUCCGACUUAUUCAUCCCUCUCCCGCUCGGUUUACCAGGCUUGUCACUCAGCUCAAAUGGCGGCUACUUGAAGGUGGCGGCAGAGCGUUGUAUGAACUGGGUGUAGGUGACGACGGAGAGCUUGUUGGUCUUGGGAGGAAGGACAUGGAAGAGACUGUCGACGUCUUGAGCAAGAUGGCGGGUGAACUUGGAGCGAGAGUUUGGGUUGUUAGGGAAAUUAGGGUUGGGAGAGGUGCUGGAGGUACUCGUUUUGUUGCGGACGAGCCUUUCAUUUCGAAUCAUUUGGCUCUUCUGGAUAACUCUGAAGCCAUGCCUCCCAGUGUACUCGGUAACAUGCAUAUCUACGACAUAUUCAAGCCGAGGCCUGUGAUGACGAGGGCCCAGACCGAGAUUGGAGUAUCUAUGCACCCCAAUAAUUCUACGUCCUCGAUAUUCCCGACAUCAACUUUGGACCAACUUGACAACGCCAUAGGUGGCUUUGGUUCCGGCGCGAAACACUACCACAAGUCCAAGAAGGAGAGGAAACAGAAGGGGAAGAAGUAUCACCUGAAUUAUGAACCACCGGGGGGACCUCGAUUUACAAGCGCAAGUAAUGUCGAUGAAAAUGUUGACGCCCAGCACGCUGGCACGCAGCAGAAGCCCAACGGUCCGAAUGGUGUAUAUCUUCGUACUCAACCUCAUAAUCGAAUUCAUCCCCAAGCACAUAGAGGUCGAAACACACAAUCCGUAUCAAAUUAUUCCAGCCAUUCAAAUUCCUACACGCAAUCUCACCUUUCUCUCAAUCCUAAUUUACUUCCUAUACGUACCGCCGAUGCCGAUGCCAACUCUUCCCACAGACACUAUGCUAAUGGAAGUGUCGUUCCUCAUCUUGCUCAUGCUGAUUUGGGGUCAAAUGGAAUCAGAGGAGGCAGAGCGAAUAGGAGAGAAGUGAGAGAUCGACGGAGGGCAGAGAAAGCCAAGGGGGGAAAGGAGAAGAAAGCGCUAGCCAUUAUUACAACGCCGGAAAAUCUGGUGCCUGGGAGUUCUGGUGCUCCUCAUUCAGCCGGCAAUUCGAUUUCUGGUGUGGCCGCGCUAUACGUCGAUGCGGGCAAUGACAUCUCUCCGUCCGUUGAUACCUGUAUCAAGUCCGAGAUCACUGGUGGUGUGGAGGUCGUAAAUCGUGUUGAAAUUGAUGUAGAACAUCUUCGUAACGACGAUGACGAUACGGGAACUACAUGUGCCCAGAUGAAGGCCAAUGUCGGGAUGAAGGCAGAAAGGAAUACAAAUCAGCCGAAUUCGAAGGAAGGCCCUCACAUCCGGACAAAUGGGUGCCAUAGCCAGAAAAAUCGAUUUGACAACGCGCUCGACGUACGCCCUCGAGAUCGUGAACGGAAUGGGUUUAGAGGCAAAGGAAAUUCAGGCGAUCAAGAUGAUAUUGUUACACCCCAGCUCCACAUUGAUAAGCCUCGUGCCAACCGAAGAGUCCAUUACAAUGUAUGGAAUGCAAGUAAGGCGUUUGAGGCGGUGGCUGAAACUAAAGAGGAUGAGAAAGAAGAUAACAGAGAAGGAGAUGACAAAGAUGAACCGCGACUCAUAAUUGAAGCACUUGUGAUCAGGAACUUUGAGAUUGGAGAAGCAUUCUUGGAUUUUGGAGGUUUUGGUGGGCUUGAAGCAAUUGAAGACCUGGGUGGUGUUAAUGGAGGGAGCUUUUCUGGAUAG